Molecule: messenger RNA, 3765 nt
Organism: Theileria orientalis strain Shintoku
Lineage: Eukaryota; Apicomplexa; Aconoidasida; Piroplasmida; Theileriidae
Exons: 2
Coding region: 1-3765 (1254 amino acids)
Molecular function (GO): protein binding
Source: RefSeq, a predicted model, not a curated record
AUGGAAGAUAUAAGCUUUAAUAGUUAUCAGAGAUUGGAAGAUGUGGAUCCGAACAUAACGUCCAUUAGUUAUUUGGAAGAUGUACUAGUAUUGGGGAACAGUUAUGGAGAUAUAAAGAUAGUAAACGGAAAGGGAUCUCAGAUUCUACACAACCAUAGCGGAGAGAUAACGGCACUGAUAGCUAAAAGAUGCUGUAAAACAGAAGAGGAAGACGUAGUAUACCUGCUGAGCGGAACUUCGAUAGGAAACGUGUACGUGCACCUGGUAUUUCUGAAUAAAAUCUGGAACUCGAGAAUACUGUAUAAGUUUGAAACAGGAUACUCAGUGUAUUCAAUAUGUUUGCACCCGAAGUAUAGAAUAUACAACUUCAAAAGAGUGAACAGAAGGUUGACAGUGGAUUUUAAAGAAGAGGUGGCGAAGGACUACGACAACUGGAGUAAUUUGCAAAAUUCGUCAAUAUCCCAAGAAUCGUUCAUCAUAGCGCUUUCAAACGGAAACAUAUACUUGGUGUAUAACGCACGGAAUGUAAAAGGAGAUGACGAUGAAAGAAGGGAGACGAGUAGGAGUGGACGAGAAGGAAGUAACGAAAAGUACGUGAUAGUGUACGUGAGCAAAUAUAGCCCAUACGUUAACAUGAAAGUGAGAUGGUAUAAAAACUACGUAAGUUGGAUGGACAAAAACGGAUUCCACAUGCAUCAGUUGCCGAACUUAGAAUCUAUAUUGUUCAUAUCAAAUCAGUUCUUCAGUAACCCAAAUAGAAGAACAGAAGAGAAGGAGGAAUUGAACGAGAAAAGCACAAACUACCUCUCAAAAAUAAUAGACAACGGAGAGUUGUACGAGUCAACAGACGAGUCAGACAUGACGCCGCCGAAAAACAGCAUAGAAUCAAUACUGUCGAGAUCAUAUGAGAAGGUGUGUGGAGAAGAAAAGGGAGCGGGAAACAAGGACGGCAGUUCAACACACUCAGCAUGGAACCACGCGAGUCAAUAUAGUCCAAUGACGAGAACGUUUAAAACACCGAGCAUCGGAAGCAGCUCUACAUGGUACACAAGACUGAUGGGAGGCGCUAAGGGAAGUAGUAGUUCAGUGUCAGGAAACUCGACAGUGCGCAAGAGAAGAUCGCAAAGCCCAACAGGGUCGAACGCAGGGGGAAGCGAAGAACCGGAUGUAACACCAGAUUUAAUAGGUAACAGUGGAAUACAGUCAUUGAGAGAAAGAGGGAAAAGAAAGUACAAACUAAAAAGAUUGAAAAGUAAACUGGUUAACAGUAAGUACACGAGAGAUAAUGAACACUACGGAAUAACGUCAACUUUCAUAUCAGAUACAGUACUGGUGGGAUACAAUAACACACUGCUGUGCGUUAAGCUGAUAAAUAGCACGGAAGAAGAGUUUGAAAACUAUGAACAGCUGCUGUUAAACACGAAGCAAAAUAAGGAUCUGAAGGGAUACACAAAGAACAAUGUGACGAAAAAUAGAAGAAGCAACAACGUGGUGAGAGGAUACAUAGAGUAUAAAGUGGUGCUCCCGGAGGAAUUUAGCAUAAUAUACAUAAAGUAUAACACGAAGACCCAGUACGACGUAAUAACAUGGAAUAGAAGCAUUAAGGUAGGAAUUGACGAUUAUUUAAAAGAACCUCUGAGUAAGUUGACCGCACAGAAGAGAGAAGGAAGCGUGUGCUACAAGUACAACAAUGACGGAAGAGUGUACAAGUAUAAAAUGGGAGGACACGGAGGAUAUAGGCCCUGGACAAAGGAGGAUCUGAUUAACGUAGUAUUCGACCUAAGAGAAGGGGCAAUAUAUUGUGAGUCGAUAAUAGCGGAGGGGAUUAGUGAAACAGGAGCCGAUGUGAUAAUAGGAACGACGCACAGCAGUGAAGAAGGUACAGGAAGCAACGACAACUACAUAAGCCAGCUGAAGUACUCAAUAGAAAACACGGACACGGGAACAGUGAUUGAACAGUUUAAAAGUGGUCUCAACUCGUUGUUUAACGUCACAAACAUAAGUUCAGUGGGCAAGGGUGAAGGAGUGGAGUGCAUCACGCCAAUAAGUUACAUGAGCGGAUGCAAUGAAAACAAUCAUGAAAAGGGAGAAUUUGGCCGUGAAGCAGAUGAGGAAAACAGUAGCGACGCUAGUGACAAUGGCUUUGACUGCUACAACGACAAUAACUCUGAUGGUGAUGGCUGUAACUGCUAUAACAACAAUAAGGCUGAUGGUGAUGGCUGUAACUGCUACAACAAUAACGCAAAUCAUAACGGUGGCAAGAUUAUGGAUAGGAAUAAGUCAGCUAAGUACCUACUUGAGUACAUAGGGAUAUUCACGGAAUACUUGAUAAAGAUACAGCAUUAUCAAGGAUUCAAGGAACUCAUAAAGAUGUUGAACGAAUAUGGGAUCAUGUCACAGUAUUUAGAGUUGGUAUUUACAGGAAACGUGAGAAAAAGCAUCAGAAUGAUGGGAAGAUAUGAAGAGUUGGUGAGUGAUAUAAUGGAAACAGUGGGAGAUGAUAGCGUAGCGUACUAUAAGAUGCUGGGGUGGAAAAUGAGCGGAAAAAUGACGAAAAGGCUGCUGAACAGAGUAAAGGAGUUUCUGGUAAAGCACGUACAGCAGUUGUAUGAAGGGAUUGAGCUGGUGAAUGUAGAAAACAACCAGAUGAUGGAUAGCAGAGAAGGAGAGAUUAUGAAUAUCAGGGGCGCCGGCGUCGGCAGUAAUAGGAAUACUUUCAGCAAUGAAACGUACUUUAACCUGCUGAUGCUGUUGAACGAGUUGAAGAGAAGCGACGAUAGCACAGGGUAUAGUAUAUACAACCUGCUGUAUAGCCUUUUCACAAUGACGCCAGGGAUUAAUGCAGCUAGGGCCACAAGCUACAGUAACACAGGGAACUGUGUGGCCAGUGGUAGCUCACACGAGGCGUAUAAGCACCAGGCGAACACAACGAGUCUGAGUUACUACGUGAAGCAGAACCAGUACCUGCAAAUAGAGCUCCUGUCACUGAAGUACUACUACAAGGCGCUGAACGACCAGCUGAGGAGGAUCAACACGAGGGGAACAAUGUACUACGCUAAAAGAGUCGCCGACGAACAAGAAACGUCGCAUCAUGACAGGGUUAAUUUAGCCGCCAAAUCUGGUGCAAAUACCGCCACAAAUACAAGUAACAAUAACAGUACCAGCAGCAGAAACAUUAUCAGUAUCACACCAAUUAAUAACACAAUCAGUAUCAAUACAAGUAACACACUAACCAAUAACACUAUCAGUAUCAAUACCAGUAACACACCAACCAAUAACACUAUCAGUAUCAAUACCAGUAACACACCAACCAAUAACACUAUCAGUAUCAAUACCAGUAACACACCAACCAAUAACACUAUCAGUAUCAAUACCAGUAACACACCAACCAAUAACACUAUCAGUAUCAAUACCAGUAACACACCAACCAAUAACACGAGUCACCCAGAUACCAACACGACGCCCUCUAGUCACCCAGGAUAUAUUGAAAAGAAUGCAGUCAAUUGUAAUAUAUGUUGUGUAAACAGAGACGUGUACGCCGAAGUGGUCAAUAAGUUGUUUGAUAGAGUGAGAGGGAGGGAGCUGCGGCAGCCAAAAGGCAACAACAUACUUUACUUUUCAUGCAGGCACCUGGUACAUGAAAAGUGCCAGAUAAGACUGAUAAAUCAGCUGCAGCAGGAUCACGGAAGAGCGAAGAACCUGAAAAUGAAUCCUCUGAAUACAGAAAUGCUCUUGAGCACAUGUCUGAGUUGCUUAACAAUAUAG